CAUAACAAAACUAAAACCAGCAACAAAGAGCUACAAUGACAAUUCCACUAGCAACAUAUGCUACAACAAAUGCGAAAAGACACUAAAAACAAAUCCACCAGCAAUGGAAAUAUCACAAGAAAUCACCUACCUUGAAAAAACCUAUACAAAAACAAAGAGCGUUACAACAUCAAAACAAGACACCAGAACAAGACACCAUAACGAUGACACCAAGGUGAAAAACCAAAACGAUGAUGAUACUAGGACAAGGAUGCCAAAACGACGAUACCAGAGGAAUGAUACUGAAUCUACCAGCAAGAG
Messenger RNA from Racocetra persica, 300 nucleotides. Lineage: Eukaryota; Fungi; Glomeromycota; Glomeromycetes; Diversisporales; Gigasporaceae. The record is from the annotation of a GenBank genome assembly.